Molecule: messenger RNA, 1249 nt
Organism: Leptopilina boulardi
Lineage: Eukaryota; Metazoa; Arthropoda; Insecta; Hymenoptera; Figitidae
Gene: Adat1
Product: tRNA-specific adenosine deaminase 1
Exons: 3
Coding region: 1-1221 (406 amino acids)
Biological process (GO): RNA processing
Molecular function (GO): RNA binding; adenosine deaminase activity
Source: RefSeq, a predicted model, not a curated record
AUGUUAGAAUUUGCAAAUAAAAUUACAAAAUUGUGCCUUGACAAAUACAAGUCAUUGAAAAAAACUGGUAAACCAACAGCAAACGAAUGGACCGUUUUGUCUGGUAUUGUUUUAGAAAAUAGUCUUAAUGAAUUAUCAGUUAUUUCACUAUGCACAGGAACAAAAUGUUUAAGUGGCAAAGAAUUAAUGAAUACAAAAUAUAAUGAAAUUGGCAUUAGAUUAAGUGAUUCACAUGCUGAAAUUUUAGCGCGACGAGCAUUUCAACGAUAUUUAUAUAAUGAAAUUAAUUUUCUUUUAAAUAAACAAGAGAGUGAUAUUUUCAUUUUGACAAAUGAGAGGAGAAUUAAUUUGAAAAAUGACAUUUCAUUUCAUUUUUUCUCAAGUCAAACACCAUGUGGAGAUUGUUCAAUUAUUUCGAAAAUCAACACAUCUAAUGAUGUCGAUAGUAAUCGACCGUUUAAAAAAAUGAAAUUAAUCAAUAAUAAAGAAUGUGAUGGGAAUUUGGAUGAUGAUAAAAUUAAAUUUGAAAAUGAUAUUCAUCGAACUGGUGCAAAAUGUAUUGGCAAUGAUGAAAGACAGGAUUUACAUUUAUCGGGUGAAAAUUAUCAUGUAGUUGGACCAUUGCGUACAAAACCAGGCAGAGGUGAUCGAACAUUGAGUCUUUCUUGUUCGGACAAAAUGGCAAAAUGGAACGUUGUUGGAAUACAAGGAUCACUUUUAUCUAUAUUAAUUCCCGAAAUAAAGUUUAAGUCAAUAAUAAUUGGUGGCAAUUGUCCAUUUUCUCUUGAAGCAAUGGAACGUGGUUUAUUUAAACGAUUUAAUGAUAAAUUAAUUGGACCAAAAAUAAUUCAAUCCUCAUUUGCAUUUGACGAAAAAAAAGGAGAGACAAGAAAAAAUCCAUGUCCCUCCAGUAUUGUAUGGUGUUCAGUUUUAGAAAGAAAUCUCGAGAUCGCUGUCAACGGUAGAAAACAAGGUGUAACAAAGAAAAAAUCAGGAAUUUAUCUACUUGUCAGUCGACGUGGAAUGUUAAAAUGUUUUUUGGAAAUUUACGACAAAUAUUCAAAGGAUAUUCUUCAUUUACCACAGCAUCCAAAAAAAAUUACUUAUCUACAUUGUAAAGAAUGGUCACGAAUCUAUCGAAAUUUGUGGCAUCAGGCAAAAAUUAAUAUUUUUUCCAAAUGGCCUUCAAAGCCAUUGACAUUACAGAAUUUUAUAUUGUAAAAAUUAUUGUUAAAUUUUCUAUAUAGAU